CCGAGCUUGCCAAGGUGCUCUAGGACUAGGGACUAGCGCCGGUCUCGUGAGAGCGCGCAAGAAACGACCACCGGCAGCGUCGUCCACGAAGAUGGGCAGCCGGCAAGAUUCGCAAGGGCCAUUAAGCCGAGGCAUUCGAGGGGGCGGCUUUGUAGGGAGCGGCGGUGUAGGGAGCGUCUUCCGCACGUCCAGAGGCGCGGAAUCCUUCGAUUUUGAUCUCGCGGGCAAGCACCCUUUGUCUCAUGUGGUCAACAACGGUUUACAAGGUCAUAGACCCAGAAAGGCCCCCGUGCACGCGAAUCGCACCUCGCCGAAGCGACCCCGUAAGCCUGUGGAGGAGACCGUCCCCCAUGACGGGGAUUGGCGGUUAUUAUGUGAACAUGCCGAUGGCUCGCACGAAGUUUUUCGGGUUUCGAACCCUCCAGAACCCGUCUUCGAGAAGAUACGGCAAGCCGGCGGCGUCUCGCAAAAACAUCGAUUCAUGUUAAGGGAGGUGCUCGCGCGGAACGGUAUUGAUGUCAGACGCGUCACGUGUCUCGGUUGGAAGCAUGCUCCAGAUUCGAUCAAUCGGUCGGAGCGGGAGACAAAGGCCUAUGAGCGGGAGGUGGCCCGCAUCAAGGGCGCGAACAGGCCCAUGGAGUGGCUCGGUCCUUCUGCGCAUGAAAUGAACUUGGAGCGCAUGCGGUUGUCUCUCUCAAACGUCGCCGAGCGGCCGGGGCUCGGGGGCUAAGGUUGUAUUUGUAGCUUGAGGG
This is a messenger RNA of Pelagomonas calceolata, 752 nucleotides long. NCBI's taxonomy places the organism in Eukaryota, Pelagophyceae, Pelagomonadales, Pelagomonadaceae. The record is from the annotation of a GenBank genome assembly.